This is a messenger RNA of Adineta steineri, 1542 nucleotides long. NCBI's taxonomy places the organism in Eukaryota, Metazoa, Rotifera, Eurotatoria, Adinetida, Adinetidae. The record is from the annotation of a GenBank genome assembly.
AUGUCCUCGACGAAUGAUUUAAAUACUAUUGAACUACUCGACGAUAUCGAAAAUCUUGUUUUUCUAUGUGAUCGUCUUAAUAAUCGUUUGAUUCAAGUAGCAUCCUAUGUCGAUGAAGUUAAACAAACAUGGGUUAAUAAACGAAGUUCAAUUGAAUUAGAUUCAAAUAUAUCUCCUAUAAUAGCUCAGAAAGCUAUUAAAUGUAAUAAAGUUUUAUUAAAUGUUGCUGAAAAACUUGCAACUGUAGAAUUACAAACAGAAUCAUUACAUAAUCUUCAUUCUUCCAUUACUAAUGUAGUACCAAGUAAUAAUAAUGAUAAACGUCAAGUACAUGUUCCGGUAUGUCCGUCAACACCUUUAGUUAAUAAUUCAUCAGUACAUACAAUUUCAACUAAUGCAUCAAUGUCUAAAAAUGAACCGAUAAGCAAUGGUGUUCGUUUACAAAAAGAUAUACUUCCAACUGCACCACGCUCAUUAAGUGUUGCUACAAAUUUAUCAACAAAUACAUUUACAGCAAGAAAUACAUCAACAUUAUUUAGUGAAACCGUUCCAUUAAAAACACCAGUAGGACAACAACAGCAACAACAACAACAACAACAACAACAAUCUGCCUUUCAUCGACCAUUAUCUGUUCAAGAUAAUAUCGGUCCUCAUCAAACAAAAUUAUCUCCGCAAAAUCCAAUUAUUUCACAUACACCACAAUAUCAAUCGUUAUCAGUAUCAUCAACAAAAGUUGUUACAAAUGGAUCUAUGAAUGGUCAUCAACAACAAAUUUCGAAUCCAUCUGAUUCAUAUUCAUCUACAUUAGUGAAUGAAUCGAAUGUAAUUGAUAACAAAAUUCGAGUUAAAAUGCAAGUUAUUCCAGCUGGUACUAUUUGGCGUAAUGCUGAUAUUCCUAUUGUUGAUCAUCCAUCAGCAUUUUUUGGAUCUAAUCAAGAUCCACGUGUUGCUGAACAAUUUAAUAUGAUGUCUAUUGAAAUGAAUAAUCAUUAUAGUAAACCAUCAAAUACAACUGUACCAUUACAGAAUAUAUCUAUUGGUGAUUUUUGUGUAGCUCGAUUUAGUGAAGAUCAUUUAUGGUAUCGAGCUCGCGUUGUUUUGAAUAAUAAUGCAUCUGUACUUAUUGUUUUCAUUGAUUAUGGCAAUUCAGAAUCGAAACCACCAAAUGAAAUUUAUCCAUUAAUUGAACCAUUAGCACGUUUACCAGCUAUGACAGUUGCUUGUACAUUAAAUGAAGCAUUUCCAAGUAAUGAUAAUUUCUGGACACAAGAAGCAACAGAUGUAUUUAAUAUGAUUGUUAAAAAUCGUAUUGUAGAAAUUCAUUUCCAACAAGGCAUUGGCCAACAAUGGCCACUUCAUUUUGUUAAAGUGAUGCUCGAUGGUCAAUCUAUCGCUCAACAUCCAAAAUUAGCAUCAUAUAUAACAUCAGCUCGAAAUGAACAAAUUGCAUUACAUUUUAAUGAUAAAUUAACACCAAUGGAAUAUAUUUUGUAUAAUGUAGCAGUUGUUGAUUCGGAUAUUUAUAACAAUAGUCUUCCAUAA